Messenger RNA from Drosophila ficusphila, 2995 nucleotides. RefSeq names its product ATP-binding cassette sub-family B member 6 (gene Hmt-1). NCBI's taxonomy places the organism in Eukaryota, Metazoa, Arthropoda, Insecta, Diptera, Drosophilidae. The coding region runs from base 163 to 2820 and encodes 885 amino acids. The record is from RefSeq and is a predicted model, not a curated record. Gene Ontology annotation, cellular component: membrane. Gene Ontology annotation, biological process: heme transport; transmembrane transport. The transcript has 6 exons. Gene Ontology annotation, molecular function: ATP hydrolysis activity; ATP binding; ABC-type heme transporter activity.
GGCCAACGGGCACACUGAGCUCCUUAUCCAAUAUUUUUGUUGAUCGCCGAGUGGACAGGAGUUUUUCGCAAGGUUGCGUUAAUUGAGUUUUCACCUCAUACACCUCGGGUUACAGUGUUCCCUCUGCCGCGAGACUUUUAUAGCGGGAACCCCGGAUCCAUCAUGUUGUACUGCCCGCCCAACGUGACCCUCAGCGAGGUAUGGACGAAGCAUGGCAUCUCGCACUGCUUCAUGGACACCGUGGGUCCGGCAGUCUACGGUGGAUUCCUUCUCCUCUUCGGCUGCAUCCAGUUGCUGAUGUACCGGAAGUAUGCCACCCGAAUCACGGAUCCCACACAGAUCUCCAAAUCGCGACUGUUCGCCCUGCAGUUGUUCCUCUUGCUUCUGCUCCCAGUGUUGGCAGCACUGCGUUUUCUGAUGAAUGCUCGAAUUUAUCCGGAUAGUGCGGUCUACGGGUAUAUGAUCUUUUCCACUUGCAUUGUUUGCUUUUCGUACCCGUUUAGCAUCUGUUUGAUCCUCAAGGAGCGCUACUACCAGCUGCCCUCGAUGCCAACGCGAGGUCAUGGACUCAUCUUGCUGCUCUUUUGGACACUAGCCUUUAUCAACGAGUCGUUGGCCUUCAUUAAUCUGCGCCAUGAAGACUGGUGGUUCAACCUGAAAACGAACAAGGAUCAAAUUGAAAUGGGCCUGUUUGUAAGCCGCUUCCUUUGCUCGCUGCUCAUCUUUGUUUUGGGCUUGAAGGCACCUGGCAUCAUGGCCCCCUACAAUCCACAUCAACGGUUGGACAACGAAUCCUCCGCAGAAACACAAGGAAGCGUGCCAACGGGAUCGGCUUUCAGGAAUGGUUGGCGCAAGCUGCGCACCGUUUUUCCUUACAUGUGGCCGAAGAAGAAUGUGGCUCUACAGAUAUCCGUCGUUGUUUGCAUUAUACUGCUGCUGGCCGGUCGUGUCAUAAAGCUGUUUUUGCCGAUUUAUCGCAAGAAGUUGGUGGACAGUCUUACCAUUGCACCGAUCAUCUUCCGCUGGGACUUUGUGCUCAUCUACGUGGGGUUAUCCUUCCUCCAAGGAGGCGGAACUGGCAGCAUGGGAUUGUUUAAUAACCUGCGCACCUUCCUCUGGAUUCGGGUUCAGCAGUAUACUACUCGGGCAAUUGAAAUCGACCUCUUCCGGCAUCUUCACCGUCUCUCACUGAGAUGGCACUUGCAACGGAAAACGGGCGAGGUGCUGCGUGUGAUGGAUCGUGGAACUGACUCUAUUAACAACCUACUCAACUACAUUGUCUUCUCCAUUGCGCCCACGAUUCUGGAUCUGCUUGUGGCUGUGGCUUACUUUGUGUACGCCUUUAAUUGGUGGUUUGGCUUGAUCGUUUUUCUCACCAUGUUUCUGUAUAUCGCUUCGACGAUUGCCAUCACCGAAUGGCGCACCAAAUACCAGAGAAGGAUGAAUCUGGCGGACAACGAGCAGCGAGCUCGCAGUGUGGACUCGCUGCUGAACUUCGAAACUGUUAAGUAUUACGGAGCGGAACAGUGGGAGGUGCGCUGUUACGAGGAGGCUAUUCAAAAGUACCAAAAGGAGGAGUUCCUUUCCAUGCUAACCCUUAACAUGCUGAACACCGCCCAGAACAUAAUCCUGUGUCUUGGCCUGCUUGCCGGAUCGCUGCUCUGUGUUUACCUGGUGGUCCAUCACCAAACACUCACCGUGGGCGACUUUGUGCUCUUCUCCACCUACCUCAUGGAGUUGUAUAUGCCUCUUAAUUGGUUUGGCACCUAUUACCGCGCCAUCCAGAAGAACUUCGUGGACAUGGAGAAUAUGUUCGAUCUGCUGCGCGAGGAGGAAGAGAUCGUGGACGCGCCAGGCAGUUCGCCACUCAUUACCAGUGGCGGUGGCAUCGAGUUCUCCAACGUGACCUUUGGCUAUUCGCCGGAGAAGAUAGUGCUGCACAACAUAAGCUUCACUGUGCCCGCCGGGAAGACAGUGGCCAUUGUAGGACCUUCUGGAGCUGGCAAAAGUACCAUCAUGCGUCUGCUGUUCCGCUUCUAUGAUGUGCAAACGGGAGCCAUUCUAAUUGACGGGCAAAACAUCAAGUUGGUGCAGCAGGAGAGCCUGCGAAAGGCCAUUGGAGUGGUGCCACAGGACACGGUACUGUUCAACAACACCAUUUUCUACAACAUAGAGUAUGCCAAGUUGGGCUCCAGCGACGAAGCCGUUUACGAGGCUGCACGCGCCGCAGACAUUCACGAAAGAAUCCUCGGCUUCCCGGACAAGUACGAAACGAAGGUGGGCGAGCGGGGAUUGCGACUCAGUGGAGGCGAGAAGCAGCGAGUGGCCAUCGCCAGAACGCUGCUCAAAUCACCCAUCAUUGUGCUUCUGGAUGAAGCUACAUCUGCUCUAGAUACGCACACGGAACGUAACAUUCAGGCUGCUUUGGCCAGAGUCUGCGCCAAUCGCACCACCAUCAUCGUGGCCCAUCGGCUGUCCACCGUCAUCCAUGCGGACGAAAUCCUGGUGCUGCAGCAGGGAAACAUUGCGGAGCGAGGCAGGCACGAAGAGCUCGUCCUGCGGGAGGAUGGCAUCUAUGCGGACAUGUGGCAGCAGCAACUGAAGAAUCUGGAUACGGAGCAAAGUGGCUCCGACAACGGAGACGCCAGUGCGGAAUCGGGAUCGGAGAAACGUAGCGGAGGAGGGGCUGGCGGCACCAGUGGUGCCAGGCCGAGUGGUGCUGGACCGAGUGGCGCUGGACCGAGUGGUGCUGGACCGAGUGGUGCUGGAACGGGUGGUGCCUACUUCAGGGCAGGACACGCUCAUGGGGGAGCUCGCUAGACUUAAGACACACACACAAAAUACUUUCUGUUAUUCCUGAUUCCAUGUGAUUUGUGGUGUAUUGUUAUACGUAGGAGAAGCUCGUCAAAGUCUAAGUUCGUCUUUAAGUAACCAAAUACGCUACUCUUAAAAUAAUAAAUAACAUAGAUUUUUAUAGACAAUCCGUGGCAGCAUA